AUGAUAGCGGUUACACCCAGUCAUGACUCCGGCCAUUACUACCUUCCACAUCACGCCGUGUUCAAACCCGAAAGCACCACAACCAAACUGCGCGUGGUCUUCAACGCCUCCAGCCCGUCUUCCAACGGGAAAAGCCUCAACGACACAUUGCAUUCGGGGCCAGUCCUUCAGUCUGACUUGACCAUGCAAAUCCUGAGGUGGCGAGCCUUCCGCUAUGUCUUCAAUGCCGACAUCAGCAAGAUUUACCGCCAGAUCCAAGUGUCUUCCCAACACAAGCCCCAUCAGCGAAUACUCUCUCGCGACCGUAAUGGGGACGUGUGUGACUACGAGCUUGCCACUGUCACCUUUGGAGUCAAUUGCGCACCGUACCUCGCCCUUCGCGACAUUAAUCAACUCGCACAAGAGAAUUACGCAAAGCACUCGACUCCGCAGGGUUUCCACUCCGAAAGUGGACAGCGAACCACAAGGGCAUACUGCGCGACAUUCCGGUCGACCACCUACUUCGCUAAGACAUUGGGGAUCCGAUGUCAAGCCAGUGCUGAUGAAUUCUUCUUUGCUCCUCCCGAAGUACUUCAGCGGGAGUCCUGUACGAAGCGCAAUGUGCUAUCGCAGAUUGCGCAGCUGUUCGAUCCAGCGGGAUGGCUUGCCCCCUUUGUUAUCCAAGCCAAAAUGUUCAUGCAGGAAAUUUGGCCAAGAGAGUUAGGGUGGGAUGACGUCCUCCCUAGCGAUCUAUCUCAAACCUGGGAGACGUUCCUGAAGAGUUUUCCGGCCAUCCAGGAUAUCCGCAUUCCGCGGUGGCUGCACGUUUGUCCAAUGGCCAAGGUGCAGAUACAUGGCUUCUGCGACGCGUCACAACGUGCCUAUGGGGCAGCGAUUUACAUCCGAGUUGAGCGACCGCAUGGCAUUGUCUGUGCCCUUCUCACAGCUAAAACCCGCGUGGCCCCCGUGAAAACGGUUUCCUUGCCUCGACUCGAACUGUGCGGAGCUGUCCUUCUGACAGAGCUUUCCGAGGCCAUCAUUCCUCAACUGCCACUGGACACCAGCCAAGUAUCCUUCUGGACCGAUUCCACGGUUGUGUUGGCCUGGCUGAACAGACCUGCAUGCGAUUGGACCAUUUUCGUGGGCAAUCGAGUAGCCAAAAUCACUCUAUGUUGGCCCAGCGAGCGAUGGAGCCACGUCCGAUCCGAGGACAAUCCAGCCGACCUGGCCAGUCGAGGGCGAGGACCCACUGACCUGGUCGGAAGUGAUAUGUGGUGGCAUAGCCCUGCUUGGUUGCGUGGUCCAAAAUCGGAGUGGCCAUGUCCGCGGGACUCAGUCCUUGAGACUGACCUGGAGAAGCGAGUCGUCAAGGUACACCAUGCCACCAGCAGCGCCUCCGAUAUCCUCAGCCGUUUCUCCGAUCUCGGGGGCGCUCUGCGCGUGAUCGCCUACGUUCGGCGGUUCACCCAGCGAGUUAAAGGGCAGACGACCCAUGUCUCCGAGGAGCUGAACGGAAUGAAGGUCGCUGCCGCUCUCCAAGCGGUCACACUGACAACCCAACGCUUCCAUUAUGCUGGGGAGCAUCGGUGCCUGCUAAACAAGCAGCCACUCCCUACUACGAGUUCUCUUCAGAAUCUUUAUCCGUUCCUUGACCAGAACGGAGUCAUGCGGGCAUGUGGCCGAGUCCAAGCCUCGGCGUCCAUGUCCUACAACGAACGGCAUCCAAUCCUGUUGCCACCCGCAUGUCUCCUGGUUCGCCUGCUGGUUCGAUUCACCCAUCAUAUAUCGCUACAUGGUGGGAACCAGCUGGUCAUCCGCCUUAUCCGGGCAACAUACUGGAUCCAUCCGACAAGCGACCUCGAGGUUGGAGAUUUGGUGGUGAUCAAGGAGGAGAACAUCCCCGCUCAGGAAUGGCGUCUCGACCGUGUACAGAACGCGUAUCCUGGAGCCGAUGAUAAGGUCCGUGUGGUAGACCUUCUCACGGUUCGCGGCCUUAUCAAGAGACCGAUCACGAAGGUGGUUCUGCUGCCUAUGGAAUCGGAGGUCCUUUCCACCUACUUUCGCGUAGGCUCCGAUUCAUAA
Molecule: messenger RNA, 2061 nt
Organism: Drosophila obscura
Lineage: Eukaryota; Metazoa; Arthropoda; Insecta; Diptera; Drosophilidae
Exons: 3
Coding region: 1-2061 (686 amino acids)
Source: RefSeq, a predicted model, not a curated record